Messenger RNA from Pomacea canaliculata, 3060 nucleotides. RefSeq lists its product as uncharacterized. Lineage: Eukaryota; Metazoa; Mollusca; Gastropoda; Architaenioglossa; Ampullariidae. Gene Ontology annotation, molecular function: ATP binding; protein tyrosine kinase activity. Bases 364 to 2769 code for a protein of 801 amino acids. Gene Ontology annotation, biological process: protein phosphorylation. The record is from RefSeq and is a predicted model, not a curated record. The transcript has 13 exons.
GUGUAAUGUUAUCUUUGAAUAGUCUCUCCCUUAACCACGUCAGUACUGAGUCGUCCUGCGAAGUUCCUUGUUCAAACAACUUUGCAGUGGUAUUCGAAGUGGGAGGCGGGGGGCUAGACUUCUAGGGGAGUGGGUGGGGCUUCUACCAUUUUGGCACUAGUAAAACCCAGAAAAAAAUCUGAGCUCACUGGUUUGAUUGGCUUGAAUUUGGGUGAACACGAGUUAUCGUCAUUUCGUUUUUUCCUUUGGUGAGUAUAUAGCUGUAGGAGCAUAGACACCACCAAGUCAGCGGGUUCAUAAAGGCGCAAACGUUGGACAUUCCUGACUCAAAGUCCUCUACCUGUUACCACCAAAGGCGAAAAAAUGGACCCAGCAAGUGUACUGAACUUUGUGAAUAAACGCGCGAGAGCCGAUUUUGUCGGCUAUGUAGACGUGGUGACUUUGGCUCCAGUUGCGACACCUGUCAUUCGAGGGAUUCGGGUCUUCAACACCUUGGUGAAUGUUCCAGUUCCCCAGUUCAGGCGAACCCUGCAGGAGGAGCUGAGCAAGCAGCUGGAACGUCUGUCACUUGAUUCACGUGAACAGUGGACCACCCGCCAGCUUCUCCUCACAGACAUCCUGCCUAGACUGGGGUAUGAAAAAGACCUCUGCGCUAUCGCGGCUGCCUUGCCUGCCUCACUUCCGGCCGUACGUCAAGAUGCUGCUGCUCGUCUGGAAGGACUGCUUCUUCUGUUUGACUACAGAGACAAGGCUAAGGUCAAAACAUUGUUGCUGUCGGUAGCACAAAUGACUAAGAGUAUCCUCCUCCAGCCGACUAAUGAUGAGCAUGACAUGCGAGUCUAUGUCAAUCUCCACAUGAUGUGUACCUCGGCAUUGCUCACCAAGAGUGACUCACCAGCAUCAGGUAGUGAGUGCAAGACCUUCAUGCUCACACCAAAAGAAAUAAAAAAGCAAGCAGGAUCCAGGCAAGAAAUGCUCAAAGCUGUACUGUCCUUCUACAACCAUUUUGAUUCUUGCAAAAAAGGACUUUCACUGACAACACUGGAAAGAACGAAGAGGCCACAAGAGUUUUCUCGGAAACAUUUUUGCGAGCAAAUGUCUUAUAUUUUUCAGCUUUUGAAUGAAGUUUCGCAAGAAGGAUGGAGCAAGCAAAGCUGGGAGCUCUUGAAGGAGCUGCACGAACUGUACCAGGCCCUACCCACUGCCGGAAAAUACCAUCUGAGUCCCGAGAACAAUGCAGUGCUCGACUUCAUGAUCCUACGAGGGCUUGUGAUUUUGCUCAACACAACAUUUGCAGCAGCAAAAGUUGAAGCAGGCAGUGUCCUCUAUGACCACGCCAAGCUAGCGGCAGAGAUAACGGUUGAGGUGGCGACAAAAUGUCUGGCACGUCCAUCUGGCAGUGUGGACGUGUCGGCGGGGGAUCUGGGCAGCUUACUCUUCCACGAAUCGCACUGCGUAAGGAAGGCCAUUAGCAGCGCUGAUAUUCUCUCCCUUUCAAGCCUGCUGCUUUUCUAUAACAAGUAUUUGAACGACAACCUGAGAAUUGCUGACCUCCACAUCUCGGACCUCGCCACGACACAAGAAAACGACAAGGGUCAAGGUGAGGGCACGGGUCAAACCUGCGGCUGGCAUAGAUUUAAAGGACGGAUGGGUGCAGGGUCCGUGGAAGGGUCCGUACUGGUUCACACUAAAGACUGCCUAGUGGAGGACUCGACAACGUGCUUGAAGAAGAUACGGCUUGGUGGUCAGAUUCGCCAUUUAGAGAUGCUGCUACAGCUUUCGCCUAGUACUCACAUCAUCCAGAUGCUAGCCUAUCAGGUCAAUCCUUUCCCAUUCUACGUCACGGAGCAGGUCAAAGGGCAGCGUUUGCUGGAUCAUCUUCUGAGCCAUCGCACUGGACAGCGCUGGCUGGACACGCCCACCCUCUGCCGUGUGUCGCUGGACAUCGUUAGUGCCCUCGAGUUCCUCGACUCCAAAAACAUCGCCAGCCGUGACAUCACCGCUUACGAUUUAGUCGUCGCGGGGCGGCGAAGGAGGGGCGGAAAAGCGGGAGAACUUAUCGAAGUUCUGGCUUCUGACGAGUUCACAAUCAGGCUGGCAAACCUAUCUCUGGCACAUCAGUACCGAUCUGCUCAGAACAGCGAAGCAAUAAUAACAGUCGCCGAGCAGGGUCCAGUGCCAGUCCUGUGGACGGCCCCAGAAGGGCUGGUGAAGGGAGAAUACAGCUGCAAGUCCAUGGUGUACUCGCUGGGUUGUGUUAUGUACGAGCUGUGGACACAUGGCUUUGAGCCCUUCAGCAGCUAUCAGAAGACCACGGUUGAAACUCUCACACAGAUGCUUACGGUUGAGGACAGUGUAACACUCGUCCACUGGCCAUGUAUUCCCCAAAAUGUGUAUGAAGUGAUCAGAAAGUGCACAUCUUUCAAUCCUUCUAGUCGACCUCUGCUCACGGACAUUAAAAACGUGCUGACGGAACUCAUCUCUAACUCAGGUAAGGCCACCCGUAGACUAUCCGUGACGACGGAAGAAGACUACCCAAGAUUCUACAGCGACCAACGACGGCGUCAACAUGUCCCUGAGCGGGGCAUCCCGAAAGAUUUGCAACCGGUCCUUGAUCGUCUUAAGGCGAAAGGUUUUGACAGCCCGAGCACUGCACGCGCAUCCGAAUGGUGCAUUGAUGACGACAGAGUAAUUAAGGUCAACGAGUCAGAACUGAUGACGCGGGAAGUCGUGCAAGAUCAUUCACAAGGAAAACGAAACAUCCGUUAGAGAGAAUCUGUCACCGAUGUUUGUGAAGGACGUUCUGAUGUCGCUGCUUGAAUGUUGCCCGCCCAAGGGGUUGCCCCUGCCCGGUGUGACAGACUGCACACAUGCUGCCACCUUUGGGAAGGACAAUACACCAGGCGAUUACUUACUGGACGAAAGAGUCUAUCCACGCUCCUGGACUCUCAAGGAAGCAGCUGCUAAAGGUUUGUUGAUUGAGGACAGCAAUUACGUCCCCAUGGGACCGCAGGGCGUCUUCGACGUGUUUGCCGCCAUUGCAAAAACUGUGCACGUGCU